AUGCCUCCUAAGAGGCACUUCAAGAAGAAGAAGCCAGAGUCGCCCUCAGCGGCUAAACCGCCAAAGCGAGUUAAACACUCGACUUUCCUUAUGGAAGCUAUGUCUAAGAAGACAAAAGACUCUUUUAAAGAAGCAAAUGCUUCUAAAAAAGCAGAGGUUACUGAAGUAACAAGUGCUUUUAAAGCACCUGAUGUUCCACUAACAUCGCAAGUUGCUAAAGCAACAAGUGCUUCUAGAGCACCUGAUCUAUUAGUGAAUACAUCUCCUGAGGAAGAAGAAGUAGUUGGUCAAAGGCAAACUAGAAGUCAAUCUAAAGAGAUUGCUCGUUCUUGA
Molecule: messenger RNA, 333 nt
Organism: Sphaeroforma arctica JP610
Lineage: Eukaryota; Ichthyosporea; Ichthyophonida
Exons: 1
Coding region: 1-333 (110 amino acids)
Source: RefSeq, a predicted model, not a curated record